GGGCUGGACGGGGUGACCGGAGCCCCGCUGCUCAGAGCCGGGUCCGCCGCGCAGCCAGCUCCCCUGCCCGGCCCGCGGCUCCGCCACCUGGGCGCAGGCUCACCCGCGUCCCCGUCCCGGCCCCGGUGGCCGCCCCGGCGGGAGGAGCCCUGAGGACCAGACCUGCGCGCGUCUCCAGGACCUGCCCGCGGCGGCUGGUCAUGACCCCAGCAUUUAAGAGGUUCUUCAAGACAGUGUUGAACAUGAUCCAAGAGAAAAUGUGAUUUGAGUCUGGAGACAGCUGUGCAUGUCGGUUAAUAAUAAAGCCCAGCAUAGCAGAGAGGAGAGGAGGCUUCUGUGGGAGGCGGCUACCACUUUUUAUAAACUGCUUCCAGUUGGAUUUAUAUCACAUACAUAUUUUAUUGGGGCCUUGAUGAUGGAGAAAAGGCGUGUGCUGUGUUUCCUGUACCUCCUGCCUUUCCUUAUGAUUCCUGUCGUAGCAGAAUCAGAACAGAGCCAUAAUGAAUCUAGGAAGUUGAGUGUAACCAGAAAUAAAAUUAUGACGGCUCAAUAUGAAUGUUACCAGAAAAUUACACAAGACCCCAUUCAGCACACUGAAGGCCUGUACUGCAACCGGACCUGGGACGGCUGGCUGUGCUGGAACUACGUGCUGGCGGGCACCGAGUCGGUGCAGCACUGCCCGGACUACUUCCAGGACUUUGACCCCUCAGAAAAGGUUACGAAGAUCUGUGACCAGGACGGACACUGGUUUAGACACCCAGACAGCAACAGAACGUGGACCGACUACACCCGGUGCAACACCAACACGCACGAGCGCCUGCAGACGGCACUGAAUUUGUUCUACCUGGCUAUAAUUGGACAUGGAUUGUCUAUUGCAUCGUUGCUCAUCUCACUUGGCAUAUUCUUUUAUUUCAAGAGCCUAAGUUGCCAAAGGAUUACUUUGCACAAAAACCUGUUCUUCUCCUUCGUUUGUAACUCUGUCAUCACGAUCAUUCAUCUCACGGCUGUGGCCAACAACCAGGCCUUGGUGGCCACGGAUCCUGUGGGCUGCAAGGUGUCCCAGUUCCUGCACCUCUACCUGAUGGGCUGCAACUACUUCUGGAUGCUCUGCGAAGGCGUGUACCUGCACACGCUCAUCGUGGUGGCCGUGUUCGCCGAGAAGCAGCGCCUCCUGUGGUACCACGUCCUGGGCUGGGGGUUCCCGCUGAUCCCCGCCUGCACGCACGCCGUGGGCAGGAGCCUGUACUACAACGACAAGUGCUGGAUCAGCUCCGACACGCACCUGCUCUACAUCAUCCACGGCCCCAUCUGCGCCGCCCUGCUGGUGAACCUCUUCUUCCUGCUGAACAUCGUGCGUGUGCUCAUCACGAAGCUGAAGGUCACGCACCAGGCGGAGUCCCACCUCUACAUGAAGGCCGUGCGGGCCACGCUCAUCCUCGUGCCCCUGCUGGGCAUCCAGUUUGUGCUGCUCCCGUGGCGCCCCGAGGGCAGGCCCGUGGAGGAGGUGUAUGACUACGUCAUGAACAUCCUCAUGCACUACCAGGGCCUUCUGGUCUCCACAAUCUUCUGCUUCUUUAACGGAGAGGUUCAAGCGAUUCUGAGAAGAAACUGGAAUCAGUACAAGAUCCAGUUUGGAAGCAGCUUUUCGCACUCGGACGCCCUCCGCAGCGCGUCCUACACGGUGUCGACCAUCAGUGACGGCACGGCCUACAGCCACGACUUCUCCAGCGAGCACUCAAAUGGGAAGAGCAUCCAGGACAUUGAGAAUGUCGUCUUGAAGCCGGAGAAGUUAAAUGAUUACAUCUUACAAUAGGGGCAGGACUGUUCAACCACAGUGUGCCACUCUAUGCUCAAGGACUUAGAUCCACGACUUUGUAACCAGAAGACUUCCAUAUUAAGUGGAUUUCUUGAUUGCCACAAAGAACCCUCCUAUGAAUUCGGUCACUCGGUUUUUGUUUUAUAUAUAUAUAUAUAUAUUUCAGAGAGGAAGGUAGAGGGAGAAACAUUAAUAAUGAGAGAGAAUCAUUGAUGGGCUGCCUCCUGCACACCCUACACUGGGGAUCGAGCCCACAACCCAGGCAUGUGCCCUGACUGGGAAUUGAACCGUGACCUCCUGGUUCCUGGGUCAAUGUUCAACCACUGAGCCACGCCAGUCGGGCUCCAGGCACUUGUUGAUCAGUGUUUAACAACUAGCUCUAUGGGGGGUGGGAGAAGCCCUGGUUAGUAAUGUUUGCCCGCUUCUGUGGUGUCAUAGUCCUACUGUGGCUGGUUUCAAGCUGCCAACCUGACAUCACUGAACAUGGCGUUAGGAAAAGGUGGCCACCGUCCAUUCUUGUGGCUGGAACCGGCCAGUCCUAGCACACUGCGUGCCUUCACAGAUGAAUGGAACUGUAGCAUUUCGUCUACGUGUUGGGCACGAGCCUACUUCUGCUGCCUAAAAAGACGUCCUUAAGGCCUAUAGCCUUGGAGGGAAAAUUAGUUUUUCAUUUGUUUAUUGAAACACUGUAUUCCCCUGUUCAUAGGUGAUGCUGAUUCUUCUUGUUGUUCAGAGAGUAGGCUAGUCUUUUCUGUGUUUGCCCUUUCCCAUGGACCAGAUGGAGAGCUCAUUGUUCCUGUCGGCUUACCCUCUCCUUCCCAAGCAAGCAGAAUUCCCAUCGGCUACUCAUUCGCGGUGACAGCCAUUAUACCCUGUGUCAUAUCCAUGUUUGAGACUGGAUACAUAAAUAGUAUGUAUGACAUGCAGCCCUACUUUGGUGUCAUUAGGGAGACAUCUUGGUUGAUACUACAAAACCCUCAUCAGCUCCUUUGCUGUCUUGCUCCUUUCCUAUCUGACCACAGGAAUGGGGGGCAAUUGGUUUCCUGGUAUCUGUAAAUAAAGACUUGCCCCUUCCAUCUCUACUGUGUAGACAAAUUAGCAAGUAUUUUACAUCAAGAAUAUCAAUGAAGGGUUUCUUAUUUCCUUGGAAGUUUAUAAAAACGAUGUUGUGAAAGAUGAGCUUGUAAAUACUGUUAUUCUACUUUAUAGCCUCAACUCCAAUACAUGAUGUCACGAUGUAUGCAUCUUAACAUCUGAUACUGUGUCUGGGCUGAUUUUAUUAUAAAAUAGAGUCUGGAGUUUUAUAUUUGGUAAAUGUAUUAAAGACAACCAGAUACCAGCAUCAGAAGUUUGACAACAGAAAUAUUGAUAAGAUAGAAUAUAUUUAUUAAAAACAAACUCAUGACCCUAGUUUUCUUAAACAUAUUGACUUGGUGUCUUAUACCUUAGUAGGUAUUUUUGACAUAUUUCUCUUCUUAUGUUGACGAUGAACUUGCAUUCUAACCCAGAAAAUGUAAGCAACUCCUACUGUAAUAAAUACUGGUUCACUGCUCUUGUGGGUUUAAGCCCACUAAAAUAUGAAUUCCCUGACUUAUCCUAUAUGAAGGUGUAUGGCUUUUGAAAUGUUGCAAGCUAUUUUUAAAACUAUAGGAAUGCAAUGUAUAUCAAAUACAAUAUAUGAAUAUUUUAAGAGAGUUACGAUAGAUGAUGACACAAGUCGGUGAAAGAUUUGAAUAUAGCAUGAGGAGGAAUUGCUGUCAGGUGUCUAAGGAAUAAUUAAAUUGAGAUGGAGGAAAGUGUUUCUAAUGAAUCAAAGGGACAUUUAAGUGGGAUUCCGUUUCUCUUUUUUUUUUAUUGAAAUAGCUGACAAACAAAAAGCAUCAAUCAGUGAAAGUCUAUUUGGGGGAGGAGACACCACUGUGUCAUGUGUGUCUACAGUGAGUCAAUCACUUAACAAGGACUUAACUGGUGACUUAGUCUUCCGGGGGUGUUUAAGAUAAUGCUAGCUGAUCAUGUGACAUUUUCUAUGUCAAUGGAUGGUGAGUUCAGAAAUCAUUUGAAGUGUUCCAGGAUAAUUAUCUAAAUAGUAAGAACGAACACAUUAAAUGGUCUGGCCAAUGCCUUUAUAAUGUGCCCAUACAUAUGUUCAGAUUUUACUGAGUUAGUUCAGGUUUGUGGAUUUCACAGCAAGCUCUCAGAAAAGGAACUCGGGCUGUGCUGGACAAACCGCUGCCUUAAUUACACAAAAAAUUCCUCUGAAUUAACUCACUUUUAGCUACUUAUAAUUCAAAGGCAGAUCCAGACCCUUCGCUGACUCUGUUUGCAUAUUUCAGCAUUCUUCUAGAUAAACGGUUCAGUCUCAACUACAAAUGACAGUAGAAAAUGUCACAUUAUCAGCUAGUAUUAUAUUGAAUUAUUCUACAAUUUUAAAGUAUUUUUUUAUUGUGCUCUUAUUAACUUUAGAUCAGAUUUCCUUUAUGUAUAGGAUUUAGCUAUUGUACAGUUUUCAAUUAACCCGUGUUAAUUUUGUACCUGUAUUUUUUUAGGGAUAAUAUUUUUAAAUACUAGACUUCUCUAAAGCUGAAUGGCUAAUUACGAUCACCUUUGCAUCUUACUCAUAAAGAAAAGGUAUAAUUGAUAUUUUUAAGAGUAAACUUUUUUGGUGUCUAAAAAUGAUUUUGGGAAUUUCUAACUUCUGAAAUGUAGACUGCUAUUUUUCUGCAAGUGCUUGUGAAAGUCACAUUGUAAUUUUUUGAAAAGGCUAAUCUGUCAUUUCUUUUCUAAAGCUAUUUUCUACUGAAUUUAUUCAUAAAAUAUCCAUUCUGUAAUUUAGUGGUAGCUGUAGUGCUGUAUUUAUUGCUUAAUGCUUUUUUAAAAUGUGAACUUAUUUUAAUUUUCUCUUGGUUUUAGUCUGCUAAUAGAAACCAUCAUUUCUUUUAUCUGUAAAACAUACCCAAAAUAUUUGAUCAAUUAAAACAACUCAUGUUAUGCCUACUUAAUGUAUAUCUCUCUAUUUUGAUUGUAUGAAAAUAUUAAAGUUAUGAGUUAAAGAUCA
Molecule: messenger RNA, 4871 nt
Organism: Myotis daubentonii (Daubenton's bat)
Lineage: Eukaryota; Metazoa; Chordata; Mammalia; Chiroptera; Vespertilionidae
Gene: CALCRL
Product: calcitonin receptor like receptor
Biological process (GO): cell surface receptor signaling pathway; angiogenesis; adenylate cyclase-activating G protein-coupled receptor signaling pathway
Cellular component (GO): plasma membrane
Molecular function (GO): adrenomedullin receptor activity; calcitonin receptor activity; calcitonin gene-related peptide receptor activity
Source: RefSeq, a predicted model, not a curated record